Messenger RNA from Tilletiopsis washingtonensis, 4059 nucleotides. Its product is annotated as Rad4-domain-containing protein. Gene Ontology annotation, cellular component: nucleotide-excision repair factor 2 complex; XPC complex; nucleus. The record is from RefSeq and is a predicted model, not a curated record. NCBI's taxonomy places the organism in Eukaryota, Fungi, Basidiomycota, Exobasidiomycetes, Entylomatales. Gene Ontology annotation, molecular function: single-stranded DNA binding; damaged DNA binding. The transcript is spliced from 4 exons. The coding region runs from base 104 to 3853 and encodes 1249 amino acids. Gene Ontology annotation, biological process: nucleotide-excision repair; mismatch repair.
CUCAUCCACGCGGCCGCAUCCCGAGCUGCACGCACGCUGCACCACUCCCGUAGCAGCGCACCGCCGCCGUCAGCUGUCAGCCCUGACGGCCCAGCGUGCCGCGAUGCCGCCGCGGCGUGGCGCCCGCCGCUUUCCCACGCCGCCCACGCCCGACGAGGUGCUCUCCAUCCACGAGCUCUCCGACGACUCGGUCGCCGAGGCACCGGCACCGGCGCGCCCAGCACGAGGAAAGGCGGCCGCAGUCAAGUCGCGCGGUGGCAAGGCAGGCGGCAGCACCUCGGCUCGCAAGCCGCGCUCGCGCAAGCCGCCGCAGCCGGCCAUCGAGCUCUCCGACUCGGCCGACGAGGCGUCCGAUGGCGAGGAGAUGGACAUGGACGAGGUGGAUGUGAGCGCUGCGGGCCCAAGCGGCGCUGUAGCUGAGCCAGAGGAAGAGGAGAUGGAGAUGGAGAUGGAGGAGGUGCCGCUGGACGGCGGCGAGGGCGAGGCCGACUACUCGGCGGCGUACGCGGUCGCCGAGGCAGCGCGCCAGCCUGAGAACGGUGAUGGUGCCGCAGCUACGCCGGCCAUCUUCCACGAUGGCAAGGGUCAGGCGGCUGGCGUCAUCUCGCUCAACCUCGGCGGCGGCAGCGCGGCGGCGGGCGGCAGCAAGGCGAAGCGGGCACAGAACGAGAACCGCCUCACGCCGCGUGACCGCGCCGUGCGGCUGGCGAGCCAUAAGCUCGGCACGCUGGCGAUGCUGGCGCACGCCAAGGUGCGCAACUCCUGGGCGAACGACGAUCCGCUCAAGGACGCGCUGUACGACAGUGUCCCGCAGGCACUGCGCACCAAGCUCAAGCUUAUCCAUCCCAAGCGCGUCGCCAACGUGCGCGAGCGAGUGCGCAUGUUUGAGGCCUUCAUGCGUGACCUCGUCGUCUGGUGGGCGCACCGCCGCUUCCGCCUUGAGCCGAACAUGACCGCCACGGCAGCACUGCGCCAGCCGAACCCCGACGCGCUCGCCGGCGCGUUUCCGCCGCCUGGCGGCCGUGUCGACGGCUGGGUCGUCGAGAGUGCAGCGGAGCGAGACGAGCGCUGGCGGCAGGAGCGCGCACAGCGCCAGGCGCACGCUCGCGAGCUCGCCGCUCGCAGCAAGGAAGGCGGCGCGAGUCGUGGCAAGGGCAAGGAGAAGGCUAUCGACGUCGAUGCCGCGCCCAAGGCGCCGCGCCAGGCGUGCCCAGACAUUACGCUCUUCGGGCCCGGCGCCAACAGCGUGACGCCGACGUACCUGCACCUGGCACCUUCGCUCGAGCUCAUUAUCUCUCCCGAGAGCCUGCUCGAGCGGCACGAGGCGCGCAACGGCUCGCGCGAGACGUCUGCGCAGCUCUUCUGCAGCAUGUGUCGCGCCUUGGGCAUUCCGGCGCGCCUUGUCAUCAGCGUGCAGGUGGCGCCGUGGAGCAUCGGCGCAGCAAAAGUCGCCACCACCACCGGCGCCAUCGAGAAGAAGCCCAAGCGCAGCGCGACGGGCACGGCGAAGCUGCCAAAGGCCAAGCAGAUUCAGGAGAACCGCAAGCCGGAGGGAGAGUACACGAGCGACGAGGAUGAGUGGGAGCUCGGAGACGGCAGCGUCGCAGGCUCAGCGAAGAGUCCUGCAGUCACGCCAGUCAAGGCGCGCACAGGCCGCCAAGCCAAGGGCAAGGCUGCGAAUGGCACAGCCAGUCGGCCGGCCAGCAUCGCAGGCACCGCGAGCGGCACCGAGUCACUGGCGCACCGCAGCGACGUCGAGCUCUCUGUCAAGAGCAAGCGCUCCGUCGCGCGCAGCAGCGUCGCCGGCUCUGCGGCUGCAUCGCCCGCUCAACCGAGCAAGACGCGCAAGCCCGCCACCUCGGCGGCCAAGGGCCAGCGCAGCCGCUCGAGCAGUCUCAGCAGCGCCGAUGGCGACGCCUCGACGUCCGUCGCCGGAGACGCCAGCAAGGGCAAGGCGAAGGACCAGGCAGCGGACGAAGAAGACCCUCGCGCACGCUGGGCCAACGGCCCGAUCGAGGUCGAGCAUGUGCCGCGCUUGCGCCGCGCCCGCCCCAAGAAGCUCAAGGCCACCGAGCUCGAGGCCGACGCCGUGUCGGACGUCGAGGUCGUCGACACCGAGGCGCCGCCGACGAUGUGGGUCGAGGUCUUCUCGAAGCCGUGGCAGAAGUGGCUCACCGUCGACCCGGUGCGCGGCCGCCUCGAGCCGGCGGGCAACCGGCACAUGGAGCCGGCGCCGAGCGACCGCACGAACCGCCUCGUCUAUGUCGUCGCUUUCGAGGAGGACGGCUUCGCGCGGGACGUCACGGCGCGCUACACAAAGACGCUGCACUCGCGCGUCAGCCGCAUGCGCCCGCCGCCGAUCGGCAAGGGCGCCAAGAAGGACGCCUGGUGGGCCUCGGUCAUCGCGGCGCUGCACCGUCCGCAGCAUCUGGACCGCGACGCGGCGGAGGACGUCGAGCUGGAAGAGGCGGCCGGCAAAGAGCCGAUGCCCUCCAGCGUCGGCGGCUUCAAGGACCAUCCAGUCUUUGCCAUCGAGAAGCACCUCAAGCGCGACGAGGUCAUCCACCCGCUGCACCAGAUCGGCACGUUCCAGGGCAUCAAGGUGUACCCGCGCGGCAACGUCGUCUCGUGCCGCAGCGCGCGCCAGUGGUACAACGAGGGCCGCGUCGUGUCCGAUGGGCAGGAGGCGCUCAAGUGGGUCAAGAGCCGCGGCUACACGCUCGCCAACAAGCGCGCCGAGGAGCAGGCGCGUGCCGAGGGCGGCGAGUCGCCCAUGGAGGGCCUCUACGCCGAAAACCAGACGGAGCUAUACCAGGCGCCGCCCGUCGUCGAUGGCGAGGUGCCCAAGAACUCCUUUGGCAACAUCGAUCUCUUCGUCCCGACGAUGCUGCCCGCCGGCGCUGCGCACAUCCCGUACAACGGCGCCGGCAAGGUGGCCAAGAAGCUGGGCAUCAGCUAUGCCGAGGCGAUCACUGGCUUCGAAUUCCGCAAGUUCCGCAGCAUGCCGCGCCUGACGGGCAUCGUCGUGCCCGAGGAGUACGAGGACCUCGUCGCUGAGGCGUACUGGGAGUCGGAGCAUGCCGCAGCGGAGAAAGAGUUCAACAAGCGCCAGGAGCGCGCGAUGAAGAACUGGAAGAAGAUGCUCAAUGCGCUGCGCAUCGCUCAGCGCGUCAAGGAGCAGUACGGCGCCGACUCGGAGCACGCACAGGCGACCUCGGCGCCUAAGCAGGCGAAGCGCGGCGCCGCUCAGCCAGCUGUCGCCGACGAGGUCAGCAAGCUGCGCGCACUCGAGGAGGAUACGCAGGCGAUGGAAGAGGCCAGUGGCGCCGACCUCACCGCGUCGGUCGGCGCAAGCGACGCCGACGAGUCGAUGGACCUCGACGCGGCGGAAGCCGAGGCGCCAAAGCGCGGCAAGAUCGUCUCGCUCGCGGCGUUAGCCUCCAAGCGCGGAGAGCAAGAGCAGGCCACUUCCACUCGCGGCCGUGCUGCAGCGCGUAAGAGAGCACGCUCGCCCUCCUCGAGCGCGGACGAGGCGCCUGCCGCGCCUGCUGCGCCCCAGCCCAGCUCGUCGCGCCUGCGCAUCCGUCUGCCGGCCUCGAUGCACACACUGCGCCGCCCCGAAAGCCCGAGCCAGGCCACCGAGACCUCGCAGGCCGCUGCUGCUCCGCCGCCGGCGAAGAAGCAGGCCACGCGCGCGCGCCGAAGCGCCGCCGCCACUCCGGCCGCCGAGGCAUCGUCGACGCCUGUGCGCCGCAGCGGACGCACAGCCCGCAAGGUCAACGAGCGCGCCUACGAGGAGGCUCUGGGCAGCAGCGACGACGACUCCGACGCCGACGCCGACGACCUGCUCUGAGCGAGACACACACACAUACCGCCACGUCACCGACCGUCGCCUGCGAUACCAGCCAUAGCAUGUUGUCGAGACUGAGAUUGCGUGGACGAGGCGAGGCCGACAGCGAGGGUAUGAUGAUACGUGAGAGAAGCGUCAGGUGGAGUCGUAAGGAGCGAGGAGUCGCGAGAGGCGGCGCCGGUCACGAGAUGAAGACCUUGCGCGCGGAC